Molecule: messenger RNA, 1542 nt
Organism: Aspergillus lentulus
Lineage: Eukaryota; Fungi; Ascomycota; Eurotiomycetes; Eurotiales; Aspergillaceae
Source: RefSeq, a predicted model, not a curated record
AUGCGGAGUUUCACUCAAGCCGAUGCUAAGCCGAUGGCCGUCGGGCCAUACUCACCUAAUGCCUGUGCGCUCUGCCGCAGUCAGAAGAGAAGAUGCGAUAAGACGCUACCGUCUUGCAGUCGAUGCAUGAAAUCAAAGUUAUCAUGCGACUAUUCGUGGAAUGUGACACAAACCGAGGACUUUCCCCGAGUGGCGCUGUCUGAUUUCCUCCUCUUUCAUGUACCGGUUAACCAGGACCAGCUGUGGCUCCCCGGCAGCUUUCAGGCCUUACAGCCCCAUUGGGACAAUAUCAGUUCCCGGCGUGUAGAUAUUGACAACUACUUUGUUGGUCUCGUCAUGGCAGCGCUGACGGAGCAAUGUGUAUCCGUUGAGAGAAUGCUCGAGGAAUACUUUUGCGAUAUCCAUCCCUGGUUCUCAGUGAUCAUAGAGCCAGGUUUUCGGAAACGGCUGUCUAACCUGCAUCGCGAGCCUUGUGCAGAGACAGCAAUGCUCCUAUUAGGCGUGUUUUUGGUUACUGGCUCACGUGAUCAAUCUAGCAACGAUACUGACCGGACGAGGAUCUACCAGGUUGGCAAAUACUUAUUCUCCUUUCUACAGCUCCAACGGGAACCUUCAUUGGAGAUGGUGCAGAGUGGGUUGUUGCUGGUAUUGUGCGAGCUGAGAGCUUCCCGGCUCAACGAGGCUUCUGUAAGCGUUGGGAAUUGCGCGAGGCUGGGAUAUACUCUUCGCUUGAAUAUCGAUCAUAUCCAACAUGAUGAGGAAAGUUCCCCCUGGGAUGUAUCCGAGGAACGAAGAAGAGUCUGGUGCGGACUAUAUAUGUUAGACCGGAUCAUUUGCCAGGUAGCCACCGAGUUUCGGGCGCCUCACGCAGUCGAAGAAGCUGAUGCCAGUUAUCGGCUGCCGAUAGACGACAUCUUCUGUUAUAAACUGAAAACACCGGUCCCCGGCAAUUCUCAUCCGUCUUUAUCGACGCCGCUUCAGGUUCCCUUGUGUUAUUUUGCCCGUGAGAUCCAGGCGUCCCGCAUCCUCGGACAAGUCCAGAUGCUUAGACGGUCAAGUGACGCCGAUUGGUCGUUCGAACAAUUCACAGUUCUUGAUCGCACACUGAUGCAGUUUAUGGAGAUUCUAUUUGAGCAAACGCCCGGGAGUUGGGCAGUUCUGUGUGGGGCAAAUGCCAUUUGUUUAUCGUCUGCAAUAACUCUUCAUCAAGACCGCCUAUCCCGAGCAGCUCGUGGAGCAAUUUCCUCGACUGAUCUGGAUACCUCGUUCCUUGCGAUCACGGCGUAUAUUAAGAUGGUCGGAGAUAUCUGCUCCAAAUUCGACGACCUUGAGCCUAGUAGGAAGAUACCUUGCGUACCCCUACCGGCCGUGAUGUGCACUGGAGAAGCUCUCCUCGCAGCCAGAAAUCUCAAACAGUCAUAUGGGCUGGCGUUUCACUUCGAAGAAGAGCCUUUCCAACGCAUCCUUACCUACGCUACAAGAACAUGGAAUCUUGCUGAUGAGUAUCUCCGACGCACAGCAGACAUGACUCGGUUUCAAUAA